Molecule: messenger RNA, 1511 nt
Organism: Phyllotreta striolata
Lineage: Eukaryota; Metazoa; Arthropoda; Insecta; Coleoptera; Chrysomelidae
Source: the annotation of a GenBank genome assembly
CGCUCCAUGUCGACGCGGUGGCUGGCUGGCAGCGGCAGGAGGGCGGCUGUUCGUCGGCGAUUACUUAUCGCUGUGGACGAUUGCUAGUGGCACGGCAGGAGGAACUUUCCUGAGGUUUCGCGCGCUUUCCACGAUCGCCGGUCGCCCGAUGGGGCGGUUUUGUUGUUAGUUUUGCUCGAAGUAAAGCAAAUGGAUUGGAAUAAGACACUGUCAAUCGAUGAGUUUUUCGUCUUCAACGGCACAUUGUCGAGCAACAUCACCAGCUCGAGCUCCUCCUUGGAGGUCGUCCGACCGACGGGGGCUGCUUGGCCUUCGUGGUACGAGGCCGGCAGGAUCCAGAUCCCUUUUUACGCUGUUAUUUUCGUACUGGCGGUUACCGGAAACUUGCUGGUCAUAUUCACGUUGGUAAAAAAUCAACGCAUGAGGACGAUAACGAAUUUGUUCCUGCUAAAUUUGGCGAUCUCCGAUCUCCUGCUCGGCGUCCUGUGCAUGCCGUUCACGCUCAUCGGCGCUCUCCUGCGAGACUUCGUCUUCGGCCCGGUGAUGUGCAAAUUACUGCCCUUUUUGCAAGCUUGUUCCGUCUCAGUGGGAGUAUGGACUUUGGUUGCCAUUUCAGUGGAGAGAUACUAUGCCAUUUGCCAUCCAUUGCGAUCGCUACGAUGGCAGACCCUCAGCCAUGCCUAUAAGUUAAUAUUAGCCAUUUGGAUCGGCAGUAUAAUUUGCAUGGCUCCCAUAGCAGCCCUUAGCCAAUUGCAACCGACCAGGCAAGGAAAUCAAAAAUGCCGAGAAAACUGGUCAUCUGUAGACUGCGAGAAGGCCUACAACCUAUUUUUAGACGCCGUGUUGCUAGUUAUCCCUUUACUAGUAAUGGCUGUAACUUACUCUCUAAUAACGAUGACUUUAUGCAAAGGAAUGAAAACCGAAAAAACCACGCGAACUAAUCAAGUUCAAAACAACGGCGUGAACGUCUACGUGAACUUGAAGGGCGUAACGUCCACCCGCUCGUCCUGCCGCAGCUCCUUCUGUCCCCACGCCGGCAGGCAGCGCUUGCAGCCCGACUGGUCGCAGGACUCCGGCAGCCCCGUCGCCGGCUCGAAGCGCCCGGCCGCCGGCCUGCGCAGGACCAACGCGGAGCGCAGCCUCUCCAACAAGAAGCGCAUCGUCAAGAUGCUGUUCGCCGUCGUGCUGGAGUUCUUCAUCUGCUGGACGCCGCUCUACGUCGUCAACACCGUCGCCCUCUUCGACGCCUCGCUGGUCUACGACAGCAUCGGCGUGACGGGCGUCAGCUUCUUCCAGCUGCUGGCCUACACGUCGAGCUGCUGCAAUCCGAUCACGUACUGCUUCAUGAACUUGGGCUUCAGGAAGGCGUUCGUGAGCCUGUUCAGCUGCUCGAGGCGGUCGAAGGGCGCCGGGUUGAACGGCAGCGAGAUUAACAUGGAGACCAAGUGGACUAAUAGGCUGAGCGAGCCGGCUUGAUGACCACUGUGAUUUGAACGGUUUCGAUAGAGUCU